Molecule: messenger RNA, 321 nt
Organism: Moneuplotes crassus
Lineage: Eukaryota; Ciliophora; Spirotrichea; Euplotida; Euplotidae
Source: the annotation of a GenBank genome assembly
UCUUAUAAUCUAUAAUGGCUCAUCUGGUUGAAGAAGCGGUCAUCAAGCAUGCAGAUAUGGCUGAAGAAAUGCAGCAGCAUGCAGUUGACUGUGCAGCAUAUGCAUUUAAAGAGAAGCGUUAUCUGAAAGAUGUAGCAUCAAUUAUUAAAAAUGAAUUUGACAUUAUGUAUAACCCAACCUGGCAUUGAAUUGUAGGAAGGUCAUUUGGAUCAGAAGUAACUCAUACGCUCAAGCAUUUUAUAUACUUUUAUUGGGGAGAAGUAGGAGUUCUGCUGUUCAAAACUGGGUAACAUAAUGUCAAAUACCAACCUUCUAAUAAUC